UUAUAUCGUUUUCCAAUAAUCAUCCUGACUUCAGCCACCCCUCCAGCUGAUGCAGUGAUGACUUUCCUCAGGUCGGGUAAUGGAAGAGGUCUAAGUGAAACAGCUCAAGCUUCUGACAGCGGGGGAACUUAACUAAGUUUUGCAAAAUACAGUGACAUUGCCUGGAGUUUGAAAUAGAAGCCACACAAUGUCCUUAAAACCUCGGGUGGUGGACUUUGAUGAAACAUGGAACAAACUUCUUACGACAAUCAAGGCAGUUGUGAUGCUUGAUUAUGUGGAGAGAGCGACUUGGAAUGACCGUUUCUCUGACAUUUAUGCGUUGUGUGUCGCAUACCCGGAGCCACUUGGUGAAAAACUGUACACUGAGACAAAGGUGUUUCUGGAAAAUCAUGUUCGCCACUUGUAUAAGAAAGUGCUAGAAUCUGAGGAGAAAGUGCUGGUGAUGUAUCACCGAUACUGGGAGGAAUACAGCAAGGGGGCUGAUUACAUGGAUUGCUUGUACAGGUACCUGAACACCCAGUUCAUUAAGAAGAACAAGCUAACUGAAGCUGACCUGCAGUAUGGAUAUGGAGGAGUGGAUAUGAAUGAACCACUAAUGGAGAUUGGCGAGCUAGCACUUGACAUGUGGAGGAAACUGAUGAUUGAGCCUCUGCAGACUGUGCUGAUUCGCAUGCUGCUGAAUGAGAUAAAGAAUGAUCGGUGUGGGGAGGACCCGAAUCAAAAAGUAAUCCAUGGGGUUAUCAACUCCUUUGUUCAUGUUGAACAGUACAAGAAAAAGUUCCCUCUAAAGUUUUAUCAGGAAAUCUUCGAAGGGCCGUUUCUGAUGAAAACAGGGGAGUACUACAAACAGGAAGCCUCCAAUCUUCUGCAGGAGUCCAACUGCUCCCAGUAUAUGGAAAAGGUUUUAGGACGGUUGAAAGACGAGGAGGUGCGAUGUCGGAAGUACCUGCACCCUAGCUCCUACGCCAAAGUCAUCCACGAAUGUCAGCAGAGGAUGGUGGCCGACCAUCUGCACUUCCUCCACGGAGAGUGCCAGAACAUCAUUCGACAGGAGAAGAGAGACGACAUGGCUAAUAUGUACACUCUACUGCGGGCCGUCUCCAGUGGCCUGCCUCACAUGAUCCAGGAGCUUCAGGUCCACAUUCAUGACGAAGGGCUUCGCGCCACAAGCAACCUCUCUCAGGAAAAUAUGCCAACCCAGUUUGUGGAGUCUGUGUUGGAGGUUCACAGUAAAUUUGUCCAGUUGAUUAACACGGUGUUGAACGGGGACCAACACUUCAUGAGUGCUCUCGACAAGGCUUUGACUUCAGUAGUGAACUACAGAGAGCCCAAAUCCAUCUGCAAAGCCCCUGAACUGUUGGCCAAGUACUGUGACAAUCUGCUGAAGAAGUCUGCCAAGGGAAUGACAGAGAAUGAGGUGGAGGACAAACUGACCAGCUUCAUCACAGUAUUCAAAUACAUAGACGACAAGGACGUUUUUCAGAAAUUUUAUGCAAGAAUGCUUGCAAAGAGAUUAAUACACGGGCUGUCCUUAUCCAUGGAUUCAGAAGAGGCCAUGAUCAACAAACUCAAGCAAGCAUGCGGGUAUGAAUUCACGAGCAAACUUCACAGAAUGUACACAGACAUGAGUGUCAGCGCCGACCUCAACAACAAAUUUAACAACUUCAUCAAAACCCAGGAGACGGUGGUGGACCUGGGCAUCAGCUUUCAGAUCUAUGUAUUACAGGCGGGUGCAUGGCCCCUCACACAAGUCCCCUCUUCCACGUUCGCCAUCCCCCAGGAGCUGGAGAAGAGUGUACAGAUGUUUGAGUUGUUUUACAAUCAGCACUUCAGUGGGAGGAAGUUAACCUGGCUGCAUUAUCUCUGUACAGGCGAGGUGAAGAUGAACUAUUUGUCCAAGCCCUAUGUCGCCAUGGUGACCACCUAUCAGAUGGCAGUUCUACUGGCCUUCAACAACAGUGAGACAGUCAGCUACAAAGAGCUGCAGGACAGCACACAGAUGAGUGAGAAGGAGCUGCAGAAGACUAUCAAGUCUCUGCUGGAUGUCAAGAUGCUCAACCACGACUUGCAGAAGGAAGAGAUUGAAGCUGAAUCCACGUUUUCACUAAAUAUGAGUUUCACCAGUAAAAGAACAAAGUUUAAGAUCACUACGUCAAUGCAGAAGGACACACCACAGGAGCUGGAACAGACGAGGAGUGCCGUUGAUGAAGACAGGAAAAUGUAUUUACAGGCUGCUAUAGUGAGGAUCAUGAAAGCCAGGAAAGUGCUUAGACACAAUGCUCUCAUACAAGAGGUGAUCAACCAGUCCAAAGCCCGAUUCAACCCUAGUAUCAGUAUGAUCAAGAAAUGCAUCGAGGUUCUGAUCGACAAGCAGUAUAUCGAACGAAGCCAGACCUCUGCGGACGAGUACAGCUACGUUGCAUAAGCGUCAGUUUUUGGCGGAGUACAGAAACUUUUCUUUACAUUGUUUUUUUUUUUUUUUUUUCUGUUUUUUGGACUGUGGCUGGCUCAGGACCGUGCCCCCAGGACAAAGUAGGACUAUACACUUCCACCUUGGAAAAAGGGCCACUCACUGGGUUACUGAGCAGCCACAAAAAACACCACACACACACACACACACACACACCCCUCCAUGUUAAGUCCCGCCCCCUUUUUCUGAUUUUAUGCUGUUUACAACAUCACCAGUGCCACGCCCAGUGCGUCAAAUGAAAUUUAAUUGCCUAUAGUUGUUGAGGCGAAAGCUGAUAAUGAUACAUUUUAGACAACUUAAAAUUGUGACACAGAACCAAGAGCGUGAAUGAGGGAAACAAACAAACAAACAAAAAGCGCCAUCAGAAAAA
Messenger RNA from Chanos chanos (milkfish), 2840 nucleotides. RefSeq names its product cullin 2 (gene cul2). The record is from RefSeq and is a predicted model, not a curated record. Gene Ontology annotation, cellular component: cullin-RING ubiquitin ligase complex. The coding region runs from base 188 to 2425 and encodes 745 amino acids. Gene Ontology annotation, biological process: ubiquitin-dependent protein catabolic process. Gene Ontology annotation, molecular function: ubiquitin protein ligase binding. NCBI's taxonomy places the organism in Eukaryota, Metazoa, Chordata, Actinopteri, Gonorynchiformes, Chanidae. The transcript has 21 exons.